AUGCAUAUUUCUACCCGAUAUGGAUAUCCGAAAGAUCGACAGCUGCCACCCAAGAUAAGAUACCGUCAAAAUAACUUACCGUUCUUCAUGACUCAAGUGAAGGAGAAAGAGAAACUACCGGAGGUGGAUAUCGAGGCCGCAUCAAUCGUGUCUCUCCCUGGCAACAAGCUCAAAAAGCACCUCAAGCCCAGACAUGUCAAUUUUAUAGCUCUGGGCGGAUCUCUUGGCGUUGGGCUUCUUAUCGGAAGUGGAGGCUCGCUGGCGAUCGCAGGACCUGUCGGGAUGCUGCUUUCGUACACGAUCAUGGGCUUUAUCACGAUGUGCACCCUGUUCUCGCUGGCCGAGAUGUGCUCUUUUCUGGGCAGCGAGGGUAAUUUCGUUGAGAUGGUGUCGCGAUUCGUGGACAAAUCGGCCGGGUUCGCGUACACGUGGUGCUACGCGCUUGGCUUCAAUCUGACACUGCCUUCUGAAAUCUCGUCGAUCUGUCUGCUGAUCGGUUACUGGGACACGGAGAAAAAACUGCCCGACUAUGCGAUUGUGCUGAUUUUCACGUUUUUCGUGCUCAUGGUCAACAUCGUGGACGUGGGGGCCUACGGGGAGGUAGAGUUCUGGAUCACCAUGGUCAAGGUUCUUCUGAUUGUGGGAAGCAUGAUUUUCUGUCUAAUUGCUACCUGCGGUGGCAACCCUUUGCACAAGACUACGGGCUUCCAGUACUGGAGAGAUCCCGGACCCUUCGUGCACUAUCUAUCAGAUAAGCCGAUUGGAAAGUUCUUGGGUGUCUGGAGAGUGUUUGUCAACGCCGGUUUUGGCUUUCAGGGAACCGAGGUCGUUGCUCUUACAAACAGCGAGGUGCCCAGUUUUAGGAAACUGGCCCCUUCCCUCAUGAAGUCGGUGGUUGUCCGGAUUAUCACAUUCAACGUGGGUUCCCUGUUCAUGGUCACUUUGAUGGUUGCUUCCAACGACAGCAAGCUUCUGAGCGCAGUCAACGCGGGAGCAGGAAACGGGGCAGAGUCGCCGUUUGUCAUUGCCGUGGAAAAUGCCGGAGUGAAAGUGCUUCCCUCGAUAGUCAACGGCGGCAUCCUCAUUUCUGCCAUGUCUGCCGCCAAUACGCAGAUCUACAUUCCGUCCAGAACGUACUUCUUUGGCCAGAAAUAUGGCUACUGUCCUAAAUUCCUCACUAUCACCAACAGGAACGGCGUGCCGUACUACUCGGUGAUCUGCAACGCCGCGUUCGGCCUUCUUGCGCUGCUGACGCUCAACAACACCGCCGAGCAGGUCUUCAACUGGCUGAUGAACCUGACCACCGUUUUCGGAUUCAUUGGCUGGACAUUGAUCAAUUACUCGUUCAUCAGAUACUACUACGCAUUGAAAAAGCAGGGCAUAGACCGAGACGGGCUCCCAAUUUACAAAUCACCUCUCCAGCCGUACUCGGCAAUUUUUGCAGCUUCGAUUCUGGUGUUAAUCGCGUUCACGCAGGGCUUCACGGCGUUCAUUCCGUGGGACACUCAGAACUUCUUUGCCGCGUACAUCUCUCUGGUGAUUUUUGCUGUUUUCUGGAUUGGUUACAAAUGCUGCACCCGAAAUUUCGCACAGAUUCCGCUGGAGGAUAUCGACUUGAGCUAUCCCCAUGACGAAGAGGAGCUGGAGUACGACUCAAAAGCGGCAAAGUUCAUGGAUAGGAUUUUUGGAUAG
This is a messenger RNA of Ogataea haglerorum, 1692 nucleotides long. RefSeq lists its product as uncharacterized. Gene Ontology annotation, cellular component: membrane. The record is from RefSeq and is a predicted model, not a curated record. The coding region runs from base 1 to 1692 and encodes 563 amino acids. NCBI's taxonomy places the organism in Eukaryota, Fungi, Ascomycota, Pichiomycetes, Pichiales, Pichiaceae. The transcript has a single exon. Gene Ontology annotation, molecular function: amino acid transmembrane transporter activity. Gene Ontology annotation, biological process: amino acid transmembrane transport.